Molecule: messenger RNA, 1876 nt
Organism: Stomoxys calcitrans (stable fly)
Lineage: Eukaryota; Metazoa; Arthropoda; Insecta; Diptera; Muscidae
Gene: DEF8
Product: differentially expressed in FDCP 8 homolog
Exons: 4
Coding region: 86-1606 (506 amino acids)
Source: RefSeq, a predicted model, not a curated record
UUAAUCUCAAGACACUCACCCACCUAUAUUCAAAUUACAAAUUUAGCCCUUUGAACUCCACUACGAAGUACAAAUAUGCACUAAAAUGAAUACAUUGCGUGAUAGUCUAGCAAGCAUACCAGGGGCUGUACAAAAUUUGGCUUCCGUGGCUUCCAACUAUUACACUUAUGUGGGAGGAAGGGUUCAAGGUCAAAGUGGUGAUUCUUUGUCUGCGGAGGAUCGCCAGAGUGUAGCAUCAUCCCCCACAACGACGGAAUCGCUGCAUAGUUUUAACGAAACUGACUCUGUCUCUGGAGCAGUGCUGAUAAGCGAGAAAUCUUUACCCAUACCAGCGUCGUUGGUUAAAGAACAAUGGAGAUUAAUAUUUAACUCUGAUGCCAGUGUCCAGGAUUUGCAGGAAGCCAUAAACCAUUGCAAAGAUUUGGUAUUGAUAUCUGAGGAGAAUAGCGAGGAACGAAGAUGGUUGGUAAGGCAUUUGGUGGAUUUAAGGUACUCAUUGGAAGAAAUGCAGGAGGCGGAAAGAGAUCAUUUGGAAGUGGGACCAUCGGGAAAAACAGUAGUGGGUCAUCAUUUUAUAGCCCGUCAAACGGGUGUGGGCAAGGUUUUACAUAUACCCAAACAUCGGCAUUACUGUGAUCAUUGCACUCGUAUCAUAUGGAGUGUGGUUCAGACUUCGUAUAUAUGUAUGGAUUGUCAUUAUAUGGUGCAUCAAAAAUGUGUGGAUAGAGUUGCACGAGUUUGUGCUCAUGUCAUAGCUUCCGAACGGCAAUAUCCCAUUUUGGAAAUAUGUCCAGAAAUUGGAUUGGCUGCCCAACGUUACAAAUGCAUGGAAUGUGGAACUUUACUUAAUUUUCCCUUAAACUUCAACAUACAAUGUUUUGGAAGAUUAUCCAAAUCUGAAAAUUCAUGGAUUGAACCUCGCCUGUGUGAUUAUACAGGCCUAUAUUUUUGUCCAUCGUGCCAUUGGAAUGAUCAAAGUGUCAUACCUGGACGUGUUGUCCACAAUUGGGAUUUUGCGCCAAGAAAAGUUUCACGUUCGGCAUUACAAGAAAUUCAACUAUUUCUUGAUAAACCACUAAUACGACUUGAAGAAGCCAAUCCAAAGUUAUUUGUUUUCCUUGAAAAGUUGGCAACCUUGAAGAAACUGCGUCAGAAUUUAGUGUAUAUGCGUAAAUAUUUAUCAGAAUGUCGUCAGGCAUUGGAGGAAAAAUUGUUGGAAAUUCAUAUAGGUUCUCGCCGCUAUCUCAUUCAAUCGAAUGAAUUGUACUCGAUCAAUGAUUUGGAACAAACAGAAAAUGGCACAUUGGCAGAAUAUCUCCACAAGGUAUUCAACUGUUUUGACAAACAUAUACGUGCCUGUUCUAUGUGCAUGGCUAAGGCUUACAUCUGUGAGAUAUGCAGCAACGACGAAGUGAUAUUUCCAUUCGAUGAUGGCUGCAUUAUAUGCCAACAUUGUAAUUCCAUAUAUCAUCGUGUUUGUAUGACGCGUAAAAAUAUGAUUUGUCCGAAAUGUGUUCGCAUUCAGGAGAGAAGGCAGAAAUUUGAAAGUAGUGAAGAGCAGGAGGAUAAGUCGGAAAAUUCUAACGAGAAUGAUGACCAAAUGUAAUUCUCAAGCUGAUCAUAUGGCUAUUACAAGUAUAUGUAGUUGUAUAAUAAUUUUAUGUUUCAAUUUAUGUAAACUUUUUUAAUUUGGUGACUUUAAUUUUAAGUUUCAAUGUGCAUUAUACUAAUUAACUUUAUACAGUGUUAAGAUUUUACGUCUUAUAUUAUGUAUAUGCUACAAUAAAUUUUAUUACUUGGACUUUAAAUGAAUAAAAACAAGUAAAAAGGCCGGGCCGAACUUAAUGCCCACCACCCACCACCAUGGAUAAAUUAA